Aspergillus glaucus CBS 516.65 is the source of this 867-nucleotide messenger RNA. RefSeq names its product putative HIT finger domain protein. NCBI's taxonomy places the organism in Eukaryota, Fungi, Ascomycota, Eurotiomycetes, Eurotiales, Aspergillaceae. The coding region runs from base 1 to 867 and encodes 288 amino acids. Gene Ontology annotation, cellular component: Swr1 complex. Gene Ontology annotation, molecular function: nucleosome binding. Gene Ontology annotation, biological process: chromatin remodeling. The transcript is spliced from 2 exons. The record is from RefSeq and is a predicted model, not a curated record.
AUGUACCACAUAGAACUCCUCCCCAACUCAACAUCCCACAUAACUCCAGGAUGGACCUACGUACCCGAUAGAGGCUUCGACCCAGCAAAAGCAGCCAUCACGCCUGCGAUCGGCAGAAAACGAGGAAUCCGGGAUCCAGGCGGUCGUGGCGAUCUCUCGUCGAGGGAGAAUAAUGCGAUUAUAAGACAUUUGGCGGAGUUGGAUCGUGAGAAUCAUCGGGAUGUGCAGAUUGCGGUUCCGGUGAAGCAGAAAGAGCCGGCGGGGAGGGGGAAAACGACGACGAAUACGCGACGUAUCCUUCAGUCGCAAAAGACGUUCCGGAAUCAUCUCGAUGAUGAAGAGGCGCAUUUAUCGCAGACCGCGCAGACGACUGCUAGCAACGCGCCUCCGCGUCUUAGUAUCAGCAGCAAAAUGACGAAACCCUCUGCGCGAAGGAGUUCAACGCCUAUGGCAACGCCAAAGACAGAUUCUACAGCAAAGCAACGAAAACAAUCCUCCGCCGCUGCACAACAGCAACAACAGCCUCAGCAACCAGAAACACCCGCCGGACCUACCGCAGAUACAGAAACAGAACCUCCCGCGAAAAAACAACGCCUUAUCCCCUCCGAAUAUGACAACGACCCCCUCCUCCGCUCACGUAUCCCCCCCGUCCCCUCAGAACGCAUCAUGCAGGCACUUGUAUCCGAACCACCGCUAAGUUAUAACGCUGCGCGCGCUGGACCGCCGGUGACGAAAAAGGCGCCGCGGUUCUUUUGCUGUAUAUGUGGGUAUUGGGGGAAGAUACGGUGUCGGAAUUGUCAUGUGCGGAUGUGUGGGUUGGGGUGUUAUAAGGUGCAUGAGGAUUCGAGGUGUGGUGCUUUUCUUUAA